Messenger RNA from Myripristis murdjan (pinecone soldierfish), 9380 nucleotides. RefSeq names its product chromodomain helicase DNA binding protein 5 (gene chd5). NCBI's taxonomy places the organism in Eukaryota, Metazoa, Chordata, Actinopteri, Holocentriformes, Holocentridae. Gene Ontology annotation, biological process: chromatin remodeling. The record is from RefSeq and is a predicted model, not a curated record. Gene Ontology annotation, molecular function: ATP binding; DNA binding; histone binding. Gene Ontology annotation, cellular component: nucleus; NuRD complex; chromatin.
GAGAUCAGUGGAAAAAAAUAUAUAUGUAUACAUUUUUUUUUUCCUCCCGAAGAGAAGCAGCCAGAUUUACCGCAGAAAAAAAUAUUUUUUUCCCACUGAGCGACGAUUGCAUUUCUUUUGGGUGAAGACAGAAACGGGGCUGCGGCGUCUGGAGGGUUAACUUUCUGUAUUCUCAGCCUAAAAGGGUUUUGGGGGCUAUGAGAUAAAGAUGCCGGGGUCGCUGAGUAAUGAAGACGAGGGACAAGACGACAUGGAUUUUGAAGACGAUAUGCCAGAUGAGGAUGACGAAGGUGAGCGCAACACUGUCCCCCUCACGCCACUCGAGAGCUUCUUCUCUGAUGACGACUCCCUCAAACAACAGAAGAAGAAGAAGCCCAAAAAGAUGAAAGAGGGGAAAAUGCCUAAAGUGAAGAAGAGGAAAAAGGAGGUGAGUGACCUGGAAGAGGUCUCGGAGGUGGAGGAGGAACGGGAACGUCCAGAAAUAGGCUCUGAGAGUGAGAGCAGCACUUAUGGCCCCACCAAGAAGAAGAAGAAGAAACCGAAGGAGAAGAAAGAGAAGAAGCCCAGGAAGAAAAAGAGAGACGAGGAGGAAGAUGACGAUGAUGAUGAUGACGGGAACAUGAAAGAACCCAAGUCAUCCAGCCAGUUGAUGCAAGAGUGGGGUCUAGAAGAUGUUCAGUAUGGCUUCACUGAGGAGGACUAUAAAACCAUCACCAACUAUAAGGCUUUCAGCCAGUUCCUCAGGCCCCUCAUUGCCAAGAAGAACCCGAAGAUUCCCAUGUCAAAGAUGAUGACAGUGUUAGGGGCCAAGUGGCGAGAGUUCAGUGCCAACAACCCGUUCAAAGGCGCAUCUGCCACUGCUGUGGCUGCUGCUGUGGCUGCCGCCGUGGAAACUGUUACCGUGGCACAGCCAAUCUCUGUCAGCAGUAGCCAGCCGAGCUCUCAGCUGGGGCCAAUCAAAAAAGCCAAAACCAAAGAGGGAAAGGGGCCAGGGGUUAGAAAGAAAAGCAAGACUGUGAAAGAGGUGAAGAAGAAACCCAAGCCGAAGAAGACCAAAUCAAAGUCGGGCCAAAGUGGGAAGAAGAAGAAAGCAUCCUCGAGUGAGGAGGACUUCCUGGAGGAGUCAGACUUUGAUGACAUCAGCAUCCACAGUGCCUCUGUGCUUUCUGAUACCUUGGGGGCUACCACCAAGAAAAAAGCCCGGCGUGGGCGGAAAAAAAGGAAAAAGGAUGGUGAUGGCUAUGAGACAGACCACCAGGAUUACUGCGAGGUGUGCCAGCAGGGUGGGGAGAUCAUCCUGUGUGACACUUGUCCAAGAGCCUACCACUUGGUCUGUCUGGACCCUGAGCUGGAAAAGGCCCCUGAGGGCAAAUGGAGCUGUCCGCACUGUGAGAAGGAGGGUAUCCAGUGGGAGGCCAAAGAUGAUGAUGAGGAGGAGGAAGAGCCAGCAGGCGAGGAAGAGGAUGACCACAUGGAGUUCUGUAGAGUGUGUAAAGAUGGAGGAGAACUGCUGUGUUGUGACACCUGCCCAUCCUCCUACCACAUUCACUGCCUCAACCCACCUCUCCCUGAGAUCCCCAAUGGAGAGUGGCUGUGUCCACGCUGCAUGUGUCCCCCUCUUAAAGGCAAGGUGCAGAAGAUUCUACACUGGACAUGGGGGGACCCGCCGUUGCCAGCUGAACUGCCUCCUGGCCCUGAUGGCAAGCCUGUGGAUCCAUUGGCCAAGCCCCCACUCAAAGGCCACCCAGAGAGGGAGCUCUUUGUGAAGUGGGCUGGUCUUUCCUACUGGCACUGCUCCUGGGUCAGCGAGCUGCAGUUGGAGCUGUACCACACAGUCAUGUACCGUAACUACCAGAGAAAGAAUGACAUGGAUGAGCCCCCGCCUUAUGACUACGGUUCUGGGGAGGAGGAGCUCAACAGCGAGAAGAGGAAGAGCAAAGACCCCCAGUAUGCUGCAAUGGAGGAGCGCUUCUAUCGCUAUGGCAUUAAGCCAGAGUGGAUGGUUAUCCACCGAAUACUCAACCACAGUUUCGAUAAGGAUGGAGAUGUGCAUUACCUGAUCAAGUGGAGAGAUCUGCCCUAUGACCAGUGCACCUGGGAGGUGGAUGAUUUUGACGUCCCUGAAUAUGAUGGUCAUAAAGCUUCUUAUUGGGACCACAGGGAGCAAAUUCUGGGGGAGGACCAACGCCCCCUGGUGGUGAGAAAAGGAAAGAAACUCAAAGACGACCAUCCAAAGAGGGAAAUCCCUCCUGAUGCUCCCAUCAUAGAUCCAACCAUCAAGUUUGAGCACCAGCCGUGGUACAUUAAUGCCACAGGGGGAACGCUGCACCCAUACCAGCUGGAAGGUCUGAACUGGCUGCGGUUCUCCUGGGCACAGGGCACAGACACCAUCCUGGCUGAUGAGAUGGGCCUGGGCAAGACAGUGCAGACUAUAGUGUUCCUUUACUCGCUCUAUAAGGAGGGUCACUCAAAGGGGCCUUUCUUGGUUAGUGCGCCCCUCUCCACCAUCAUCAACUGGGAGAGGGAAUUUGAGCUGUGGGCCCCAGACUUCUACGUGGUCACAUACACUGGGGACAAAGACAGCAGGGCGGUUAUCAGGGAGAACGAGUUCACCUUUGAAGACAGUGCAGUCAAAUCAGGACGCAAGGUCUUCCGCAUGAAGAAAGACACUCCCAUCAAGUUCCAUGUGCUGUUGACAUCCUACGAACUGAUCACUAUUGAUCAGGCCAUUCUGGGCUCCAUCAGCUGGGCUUGCCUGGUGGUAGAUGAGGCGCACAGACUCAAGAACAACCAAUCUAAGUUUUUCAGAAUUCUCAACGGGUAUAAGAUCUACUACAAGCUGCUGCUGACUGGAACUCCUCUUCAGAACAACCUGGAGGAGCUGUUCCACCUGCUUAACUUCCUCACGCCAGAGCGCUUCAAUAACCUAGAGGGCUUCCUGGAGGAGUUUGCUGACAUCUCAAAGGAGGACCAGAUCAAGAAGCUGCAUGACUUGCUGGGGCCUCACAUGCUCAGACGACUGAAAGCCGAUGUGUUCAAGAACAUGCCUGCGAAGACAGAGCUGAUUGUCAGAGUGGAGCUCAGCCCCAUGCAGAAGAAGUAUUAUAAGUUCAUCUUGACGAGAAACUUUGAGGCUCUGAACUCCAAAGGUGGAGGGAACCAAGUGUCCCUGCUCAACAUCAUGAUGGACCUCAAGAAGUGCUGCAACCAUCCCUACCUGUUCCCUGUAGCUGCUGUGGAAGCCCCCGUAUUACCAAACGGUUCCUAUGAUGGUAACCUACUGGUGAAGUCCUCAGGAAAACUGACUCUUCUUCAGAAGAUGCUGAAGAAACUCAAAGAUGAAGGACACAGAGUUCUCAUUUUCUCCCAGAUGACCAAGAUGCUGGAUCUGCUUGAGGAUUUUCUGGAGUAUGAGGGUUAUAAAUAUGAACGUAUUGAUGGCGGAAUUACAGGAGGCCUCAGGCAGGAGGCCAUUGAUCGCUUCAAUGCACCAGGUGCUCAGCAAUUCUGCUUCUUGCUUUCAACACGUGCUGGAGGUCUUGGCAUCAACCUGGCUACUGCAGACACUGUCAUCAUCUACGACUCUGACUGGAAUCCUCACAAUGACAUCCAAGCAUUUAGCCGGGCCCACCGUAUAGGCCAGAAUAAAAAAGUGAUGAUCUAUCGCUUUGUGACACGGGCCUCAGUGGAGGAGCGGAUCACUCAGGUGGCAAAGAGGAAGAUGAUGCUGACACACCUAGUGGUGCGGCCCGGCCUGGGCUCCAAAACAGGCUCCAUGUCCAAACAGGAGCUGGACGACAUCCUCAAGUUUGGCACUGAGGAGCUCUUCAAAGAUGAAGUGGAGGCAGCCCGAACCAUGGGUUCAGAGCCUAUUUUUAAUAGGCCAGAGUUUUUAACAAUCAAGGUGUCUGCUAACCAAAACUUUACAUUAACAGGGGACAAUAAGGACGGUGAGGAGGGCAGUGUGAUCCACUAUGAUGACGACGCCAUCUCCAAGCUGCUGGACCGCAGUCAGGAUGCCACCGAAGACACCGAGAUCCAGAACAUGAACGAGUACCUCAGCUCCUUCAAGGUGGCACAGUAUGUGGUGAAAGAGGAGGAUGGAGAGGAGGAGGUGCAGCGUGAGAUCAUCAAGCAGGAGGAGAACGUGGACCCAGACUACUGGGAGAAGCUCCUCCGCCACCACUACGAGCAGCAGCAGGAGGAUCUCGCCCGCAACCUGGGCAAGGGCAAGCGCAUCCGAAAGCAGGUCAACUACAAUGACACCACCCAGGAGGACCAAGAAUGGCAGGAUGAUCUUUCAGACAAUCACUCCGAGUACUCCGUGGGGUCCGAGGACGAGGACGAAGACUUCGAGGAGAGGCCUGAAGGUGGGUGCGGUCGAAGACAGUCUCGCCGGCAGCUGAAGAGUGAGAAGGACAAACCCCUGCCGCCCUUAUUGGCACGCGUAGGGGGCAACAUUGAGGUCCUUGGGUUCAAUGCCCGCCAGAGGAAAGCCUUCCUCAAUGCCAUCAUGCGCUGGGGCAUGCCUCCUCAGGACGCUUUCAACUCCCAUUGGCUGGUCAGGGAUCUGAGAGGGAAGAGUGAGCGUGAGUUCAGGGCCUACGUGUCUCUGUUUAUGAGACAUCUGUGUGAGCCAGGGGCGGACGGAGCGGAGACUUUUGCCGACGGAGUCCCACGUGAGGGGCUGUCCCGCCAGCAUGUCCUCACGCGGAUCGGAGUCAUGUCCCUCGUUAGGAAAAAGGUGCAAGAGUUUGAGCAUGUUAAUGGGAAGCUGAGCUCUCCAGAUCUGAUUCCUAUUGGAAUGGAGCUGAAGAAACUGACUGAGAGUCUAUCCUCUGAUCCCAACACACCCGUGCCAGCCAGCCCUGUUGCCACACAGCCUGGCACCCCUGUCCCACCAGAGAAGAUUGAGUCUCUCUCAGGCUCCGCUGAGGACAAGGAGUCCGCAGAGCCAGAUAACAAGAAACUGACAGAGCAGGAAGUGAGUCUUUCCCCCUCCUGUAUCCAUUGCUUCCACUUUUUUUCCCUUUUAUUGUCUUGUCCAUCUUCCCACGGUUCAUCACACUUUGACCAUUCUCAUCUUAUCAUCCUCAGAGCAUGCCUCUGUCAAACACAGACACCUACCCCUUCCAGUACAGACUCAGCGUCUGCACCUGAGAAGCCAGCUGACAGUGAAGAGACCGUGGCCAGCUCAGAGGAAAAAACAGGAGAUGAGAGGGACAGAACUGAGUCACCCUCUACAAAGUCAGAGCCAGCUGCCAACCCGAAAGAGCCUGUUCUGAAACUGACAGAGCUGCCAUCUAAUCAAACCUCACCUAAGGCUGAGCCCUGCAAAGAGACAGAGAAGUCCUCGGAGAAAGGAGAUAGUGAUGCCCCUGCAAAAACAGAAGACAAGGAAAAUAAACCAGCUGUUGCAGAUGACGUGAAGAGCGAAGACGCUCUAGAGGGGCGACUAAAUGGAGAGAAAGAGACAUUGGAUGACAUGGAUGAGAGCAGGAGGGAUGACAAAAAUGGAUGCAAAACCAGGUUCAUGUUCAAUAUCGCGGAUGGGGGCUUCACAGAGUUGCACACGCUAUGGCAAACAGAGGAGCGGGCCGCACUCUCAUCUGGGAAGAUGUAUGACAUCUGGCACCGUCGCCAUGACUAUUGGCUGCUGGCUGGCAUUGUAACACACGGCUAUGCUCGCUGGCAAGACAUCCAGAAUGACCCGCGUUAUGCUAUCCUAAACGAGCCCUUCAAGACUGAGAUGCAUAAGGGCAACUACCUGGAGAUGAAGAACAAGUUCCUGGCUCGGCGCUUUAAGUUGUUGGAGCAGGCUCUCGUGAUUGAAGAGCAGCUGAGGAGGGCGGCGUACCUGAACAUGACGCAGGACCCCAGCCACCCAGCCAUGGCCCUGAACACACGCUUUGCUGAGGUGGAGUGUUUGGCGGAGUCCCACCAGCACCUGUCCAAAGAGUCUCUGGCCGGGAACAAGCCUGCCAAUGCCGUGCUGCACAAAGUGUUGAACCAGCUGGAGGAACUCCUGAGUGACAUGAAGGCGGACGUGACGCGGCUGCCCAACAUGCUGUCCAGGAUCCCCCCGGUGUCGGCCCGCCUGCAGAUGUCUGAGAGGAGCAUCCUGAGCCGCCUCACCAGCCGAGGCAACGAACCUCCACCGCAACAGGGUGGGUUUGGCUGCUCUCAAAUGUACAGCAGCAGCUUUGGAGGGGGCUUCAGAGGGCCAGGUGGACAACCCAUGGUCAACUACAGUCAGAUGCCUCUGGGACCCUACGUCAGUGUUUCCUCUAACGGCCCCCCACCCCCUGCAAGCCAUCUGGACAAGAAGUCAAUCGACUCCCUGAGAGACGUGGCCACCCCUGACCUCAAGUCAGGCAAACCCAGUGAUGUCAUCUGUAUCGAGGACUAGACCAGCUCUGUAUCACACUGGCCUGAGGUCAGUAACUCCCAGGGAUGACAUCUGCAUGGAUAACAGCCGUCCGUCUCUUCUGCCACAUCCUCCUCUUUCUCUCGCUCCUUCCUGUCGGCCAACUCUGACUUGAAUCUAGAAAAAGAAGCUCUCUGUCUGCGGAUAAGGCGAUUAACUUUUUGAUCAAUACAGAUGUAUCUAUCUAUCUUAACGAUUGCACUUUUAUCUUUCAAGGAUCCUCUAGAAGUAUUUCAAUAAAUAUUUGCUUUUGUUAACUUUUGCCGGAGAGCUGAGGAUUAGGAGGGAACAGCUCUUCUUCUUAGAGGGAAAAAUCUUUUCUUUUUUUCAGCUCACGAACCUGUUGGUGUGAGCGAGGUGGUGGUGCCGAGGCUCUGAUGCUCUGGAUUGGGGUUCAAUCUAAUCAUGGAAUGUGUGUUUUGUUCAUGCCAGCCCUGACUUUUUUAUCCAGUGUGCGCCCUGUUGCUUUCAUCCAUCUGGCUAUCCACUGUGCACUGUGACUGCCCCCACCCUCCCCACUGGAGCUUGUUCCUUACGAAGAGGAGUGAAGUGACGGAAGGCUUCAGUCAUAGUUUGAUAGGAGAUUGUUUUUAUGAGAGCCAAUUCUGUUCCUUUAAAAUGAAUACCUGUUUUGUCCUUCAUGUAGUAGCCCGUGGGCAAAGUGUUGAUUUGAAAGUAUCAAAGACUACUAUCGUGUAUGCAGUAGCUGGACGCACUCUGCCUCAAUCCUCUAAAGACUGCCACCCACUGGUCAUUUGGAGAAAGUGAUUUCUACCAAGACUGCAGAUACAUGGCUGCAGUACCCAGCAACCUGUGAGGGUGGGUCACUUGUACUGUAUAUAUUCAAAGAGACUGCUGUUUAUUUUACCUCACAUAGGUCUAAUCAUAGUGAAAAUAUGUAUACAUAAUAGAUGGAAUCAAAAGGCUGGGUUAAUCCUUAGGUGAAUCGUACAGAGCAGGAUGAAAACUGUGGGAGUGGCAAAAUGAUUUUUAAUACAUUUCAGCGGAGACUGGAUAUUUCUGUGUACGGUACAAUAUUUGUGUUUCUUUCUAUAUUUGAAUGUUAGUAGUGGCUGUAGAGCUAAACCCUGGGGCCAUGACCAGUGGGACUGCACUAUAAACAGGAACUCUUCUGGUCUGCAUCCACAUACAGGGCUUUAACCAUCGGUCCUAUCUCAGUACAGAGUCCUGGGCGAAGGGUGUAGGAGAUUUUUCUUUUUUUUGCCUUACAUCCCAGGGACUUUCCCAGUUCCCUUUCAUUGUGAGAACUGAAUAAGAAAAUAUGUGCUUAUGACACUAUGUCACCUUAAGGCUUGCGCUUGUCAUGAAAUAAGCUUUUGUUUGCUUAUCUUUUGUGUUUAAGGUAAAAUUAAGUAUAUUUGAGCAAAACAUUUCGGUUCAGUGCCAUUAAACGGGCUCUGCCCGGUCUAGAAGUGAGAUGAUCCAGUAUGAUCUGUCUGUUCGUCGAUGCAGUGUACUUUCUCCAUUGAGGUAAAGACUGUGGUUUGUGGUAUUACAAUCUCUGCCUCAAUUUAUAGGAAUACUCUCUGUAUAUCAGCUUUCAAGGACCAAUGUUGCACAGCAUUACUCUUGGGAAACUGUCUUUACUUCAAGAUUCACGUCAAGAUUCUUCGGUCAUAUGUUGGUUCCUUCAAGAGUGUAUGUUGUAGCCUGAAGCUUUACCUGGUGUAAAGACACUGUAGCAUGGUAUAGCUACACAUCCUGUCCAUUCCAUCCCUGUGCUAAUGAACGUGACUGUCCUACAAGUGAAACCUUUUAUAAAUUCAAGGUUGCUGUAUUUCCUUUUCUAUGGAUUCAUAGUUUGAAUGUUUGGACUCAAAGUACAAAUCUUAAUUGAGGCAUUUGUCAUUAUCCCCGUUUCCCUCCCCAACAACCAGUGGCAUUACCUGUUUGUAUUAUUAUUAUUGCCAUUGCUACAGCACUUAUUCGACAUUGUUGAGAUGAGGAUUGUGAUCCGACUAUUCUAAACUUUAAGAGAUUCUGUUGUACAGAGUUGGUGAGUGUAUUUUGUUACUCUCCUCUUACAAGUUCAAAUGAUUGUCCUGAGGUGCUCUGUCCUGACCCUUUUUAUUUACCAUAUAUUGUGUUACCGCAACCUCUUUGCCAGUUGUUUCUCCGAUGACACGCUUUAACCGAGAAGAAACACUCAAUGCAACAUUACGAGACAUUGAUGAGCAGCCUUUCUUUCAAAAAUGACCACGAGAUGAACCUUGCGCUAAUUCUUUGUUCGUGUUUCGCAGUGCUGUUUUGUUCACUGUGUUUCUGUUGAUGUCAUCAGUUACUUGACCUUGUUAGGUUGCUUGACAGAGAGAACCUCAGAAACAUGUAAAUAGUGAGAGAUUUUUCAGAGAUAUGUCCAUCUCAUGUAGAUUUAUGUACCAAACUGAGAAAAAAAAAACAAAAAACAAAAAAACAAAAAACAACUGAAUGUUUGCAGGGUGGUGUUGCCAUAAAACUGCAGUGUGCACAGAAACGUGCUCAUCAAUCAACAUCAUGUCUGUUUCCCUCUGGAGUGAUGACUAUGAGACGACGUCAAAAACGCAAUGCUCAAAUGAAAUGCAAUCAAACUGAAGUCAGUAUGAAUGUAACGUCUGUUAGAAAAAAAGGCUUCAGUCUAAUAUUAUAAAUAUGUUAACAAUGUAUGUACAUGCUUAUAAACUUGGCUUCAAAAGCUACCAAAAGACCCUGGUAAAGGCACCUUUGUUGCAGUGAAUGCACAGCAUGUGAAACGUUUUGUAUGACGGUUCACUUUGGGGAGGCGGUAGUGAUUGCUCUGUGUGGCUAGCAUUUACAGACAAUGAGCUCCAAGCAGUGUGAUGGUACUGAUAUUUGUGCUGUAUAGCAAUUGAAUGAAAAAAAAGUGAAUUGUCAUCUUUUAAUUUGUAUUCUGUGUAUUUGUUCAAUGUGUUUUAAUAAAUCUUCUGGACAACAA